This is a messenger RNA of Rotaria socialis, 463 nucleotides long. Lineage: Eukaryota; Metazoa; Rotifera; Eurotatoria; Philodinida; Philodinidae. The record is from the annotation of a GenBank genome assembly.
AUAAUUAUCAUUUUUACAAUGGUUUUUUUCUGGUACUGAAAGAGCUCGACGUUGUCGCGAAAAGAAAGAAAAAGGUGGUUUGAGCGAGAUCGUGAAACAAAAAGAUCGUACGCGUAAACAAUUAGCUCGUUCAAAUAUGUCAUCAUCUGAACUGACAGCACUACGCCUUCGUCAACACGUCAAUCUUCGAAAGUUUCGUUCGAAAACAAAGACGGAUCUAACUUUUGCAGCAACACCUGUAUCAUCCUUUUCUAGAAAACAAUCAAAGAGUAAAGCCUUAAACAAAAUAAUGAAUGCAUUACCGAUCAAUAAGAAUAAACAAUGUGAAUUAAUUCAAAAAAUUGCUGAAGAUUUGCAUCUUUUGAAAAUAGAUAAGAAAUAUGAACGUGGUCAACGAUCCGUAUCAAGAAAUACAAAGAAUAUCAUUCAUGAAUUUUAUUGUCGUGAUGACAAUAGUUAUUAA